Molecule: messenger RNA, 1026 nt
Organism: Kickxella alabastrina
Lineage: Eukaryota; Fungi; Kickxellomycota; Kickxellomycetes; Kickxellales; Kickxellaceae
Exons: 3
Coding region: 1-1026 (341 amino acids)
Source: RefSeq, a predicted model, not a curated record
AUGGCAGCCACUAGCACGACAACUCCCACCACGGCUGUCGGAGCAGACAGCGCCAACUACAGCGGGCGCACACAUCCCACACACUCGUUGGCGGCUGCCAUCAGCCAUUAUGCGUCAUCACAGCACCCGUCGCUCACCGAGCGGUCACACAUAGAUGGAGCAGCGAAAUCUGCCGCUACAGUAGAUUCGCCGCCGAAUGUCGCAAUAGCAGCAGCAGCGUCAGCCUCCGCCCCAAAUUCCAUACUUUCCACCAUUGGAAACAACUUUUCGCAGCUUUCGCUUCCCUCAAUGCGCAAUGCGGAAACAGCAGCAGCUACAUCGACAACGCCACACGUGUAUGACUCCCUGGCUUAUCAGCAGAGUCAGCCGCGGUACAUGACCAGAUCUGUUGCCCAGAAUGCAGCUCGGAGGAAACAGGAGCAACUGAAACUCGAAAACAAACAGCAGCUGGGCGAGAUAGCGGCAUUAACACCGAGCGCGAUCCAUGACACAGCGGCAGCAAUGGCAGCUUCCCCCGCCAAUGGCAGAUUUGCGUUCCGCGGCCCUGCUCAUGCAGGUAUGGCGGAUGCCGUUGCGGCUGGCCAGAGCAACCCCUAUUACAUGGUCGACUACCGCAGCCAGUUUCAGCAGCAGCACCAACAGCAACAGCAACAGCAACAGCAGCAACAGCAGACUCUGGCUACGGGUGGACCGUGGUCGUCGGCCGCGCUUUACCACGCAGCUCGGGCAGUCGCUGCAGCCGAUGCAAGCACAGUCGCAGCCAGCCAGCUUAACGUGCCCACUCUUGCAUCUUCUUUUGCAGCGGCAGCCCAGCAGACGCAGAAUGCAGAACAGCAGCUGGUGCCAGCACCCAAGCGGAGGAAAAACGCAGCAGCAGCACUGGUGGUGGCAUCGGCAGCAGGCCCCGCACCCGCCGCCAAGCCCGCCGUGCAGAGGGCGCCGCGCGGGCGCGCUACAACUCAACGUACUCGUCAACAGCAGCAGCUUGGUGAGAGUUUUGGUUUAUUUGGGCAUUCAUGGUUCUAG